AUGCGCAGCAAGUUCAAGGACGAGCACCCCUUCGAGAAGCGUAAGGCUGAGGCCGAGCGCAUUCGACAGAAGUACGCUGACCGUAUUCCGGUCAUCUGCGAAAAGGUUGAGAAGAGCGACAUUGCCACCAUCGACAAGAAGAAGUAUCUGGUCCCUGCCGAUUUGACCGUUGGCCAGUUUGUCUACGUCAUCCGCAAGCGAAUCAAGCUGUCUCCCGAGAAGGCCAUCUUCAUCUUCGUCGACGAAGUUCUUCCUCCGACAGCUGCCUUGAUGAGCAGCAUCUACGAAGAGCACAAGGACGAGGACGGCUUCCUCUAUAUCACCUACUCCGGCGAGAACACCUUCGGCGACGCGUAA
Molecule: messenger RNA, 357 nt
Organism: Fusarium coffeatum
Lineage: Eukaryota; Fungi; Ascomycota; Sordariomycetes; Hypocreales; Nectriaceae
Exons: 3
Coding region: 1-357 (118 amino acids)
Biological process (GO): macroautophagy; cellular response to nitrogen starvation
Cellular component (GO): fungal-type vacuole membrane; cytosol; autophagosome
Molecular function (GO): phosphatidylethanolamine binding
Source: RefSeq, a predicted model, not a curated record